AUGCACUUUAGACGUGCAUUCCUCUCGCCCGCUCUCACCGACAUCUUGCUCGUGUCACCGGCCCAACAAGGGCGGCAGGCGGCGUGCUCCUCGUCGUCCUGCAUGCAUCACGGACGCGUAACGUCAUUCACCAGCAGUAGUUCGGUAAAAUUUCGCCGUCGUGGCGUUCUGCUCGUCACUCUUUUACCAGCAGCACAGGGCUCUCCAUUUCUCGUUUCAUCGCUUUGGAAUGCUCGUCGAUUCGCCGCUUGUGGACGCACACCGACGUUUACGGAAUUGUCAGAGGCUUUCUCUAUU
Trypanosoma grayi is the source of this 297-nucleotide messenger RNA. RefSeq lists its product as hypothetical. The record is from RefSeq and is a predicted model, not a curated record. The annotation marks the transcript as partial. NCBI's taxonomy places the organism in Eukaryota, Euglenozoa, Kinetoplastea, Trypanosomatida, Trypanosomatidae. The transcript has a single exon.